AGUUGCAGGACAACGUGACAGUCUUCCGUACAAACGAAUUGCUGACAAAUUACCACCACCGGGAGUCAGCGCCUUGCUUCGUUCUGUAGUGCUCAGCAGUGGCGAGCAGAAAUAAACGGAGACAUGUCGGCAGUUAAUGUAUUGUUGAUUAACGAGAGAGAGAGAGAGAGGUGAUGAUUUGAGAAGGGUCUCUCUGAUCCGAGAGAGACAAACCCCCAGCUCAGGAUCCCGCCGCUCUCUCUCUCUCUCUCUCUCCCUCUCUCAAUGUCACGAUCCAACACAGGAAAUCUAUCCAGCCGGCUUCCUUUCGCUCGGGGAGGGAAGGUUACAAUUAGCUUUUCAUCGAGGGCACAUUCGGCAGCGCACUGAAUUCUCCAGGAGAAAAGCAAGACAUCGGAUCUCAUGGAUUUAAAGCGAAAACCAACGUAAGGAUUCCAGGGAGAAGGUGGAUGCUCUGGAUAGAUACAAUGGCUGAUAUGAGGUGUAUGACGAAUCCAAUCCAUGAAAAGCAGCUGAUGAAUGUGUCCAAGCCGUCGGGUCCAUCGACUGGAAGAUUUGCAAUUGAUUGAAUGCACUACCAUGCAUUCACACCUCAGGCUGUCCACACCUGCACCACUCCUAUUGCCAUCGAGACCCCUACAACGAUCCAAAUGAUGAACCUUUACUCAAGACUCCACAUCUCAGGCAUGUCAGGUAUUCUCAAGGAUCCAUGAUCUCCAGAGAUAUGUCGGCCUUUCUCCAUUUGAUGAAGAGUUACCUCAUUGUCUUUCAUGAGACACAAAGCACCUCAGGCAUCAUUGCACCCAUUACAAGAGCACAGAUGGGAAGAGAUUGCCAGCAGGAAUCAACCAGAUUAUUUAGAUUUAUUAUUGGAGGACUAGGACAAUAGGCGACCACAUUUUGAAGCAGAUUAAAAUAAUGGGGGCUAUUAUACUUGUCGUCAUUUAAUAAGGCGUGUGACCCUUCAGCAAUCUUCAGCCAAGUUACCCUAUUUCUUCAGUCCCGACAGGACAGCCCUGCAAUAGUGGCCUCAGGGUGCUCCUUCACCACGAACAUGGUCCUGCCAGCACCGGACCGGCGGCAUGUGUGCCUCUCCACCAUCGUCAUCAUGAGCAGCAUGGCCUUCAUGGACGCCUACCUGGUGGAGCAGAACCAAGGGCCGCGGAAGAUCGGGGUCUGCAUCAUCGUGUUGGUGGGAGACAUCUGCUUCCUCAUUGUGCUGCGGUACGUGGCUGUCUGGGUCGGAGCUGAGGUGAAGACCGCCAAGCGCGGCUACGCCAUGAUCCUCUGGUUUCUCUACAUAUUCGUCUUGGAGAUUAAGCUCUACUUUAUUUUUCAGAACUAUAAGGCCGAGAAGAAAAACACGGACAUAGUUGCUCGAAAGGCACUGACCUUACUGCUCUCCAUAUGCGUUCCCGGGCUAUACCUCAUCUUGAUCGCUUUGGACAGCAUGGACUAUGUCAAGACUUUCAAGAAGAAGGAGGAUCUAAGAGGACGUCUCUUCUGGGUAGCCUUGGAUUUGCUGGAUAUUUUGGAUAUCCAAGCCAACCUGUGGGAGCCGCACAAGUCUGGCCUUCCGAUGUGGGCGGAAGGCCUCAUGUUUUUCUACUGCUAUAUUCUCUUGCUCAUUCUGCCAUGUGUCUCUCUCAGUGAGAUCAGCAUGCAAGGCGAGCACAUAGCCCCACAGAAGAUGAUGCUCUAUCCUGUUUUGAGCUUAGUAACCAUCAACAUAGUCACGAUAUUCAUCCGGGCGAUCAACAUGUUACUGUUCCGAGACAGUCGGGUCUCGACCAUAUUUAUUGGCAAGAACGUAAUCGCGAUUGCCACCAAGACUUGCAGUUUUGUAGAGUAUCAAAAACAGGUCAAGAACUUCCCAGAAAAUGCAAUAGCUCUCGAGCUCCAGCAGAAUUCCAUCCCACACAAUCAGACCAUCCACAAUACACAGGCUUCCUCACACAACCCAACCCCAACCAGAGAAAUAGUGGACACAUGACAGUGGGCAGUUCAACUAUGGAUUAGGAAACAGAUGCUUUCCAAAGGUGGUCUGGGGAGAGAUCUAAUGGGGAGGAAACACUUCCGGACUCUGAAGAGCAAAGACUGUUCCAUAUCCCAUAAGAAUGCAUGGAUGGGCUGACAGAAAUCAGUGUUCACCCCCUCUCUCACUCGUCCCCCUUCCUGAUGGUUUCCUAUUGCUAGCCUCUUGCUACAACUCAGGCACCAAAAGGAGAGUUUGACAGCAGCUUUGGGAUUGGACCUGAAACAGUUCAAAAGAUUACCUUUGCCCUGGAGCUUGAAGCCACCCAGCGAAGUCACGACAAAGUGUUGUUUUUUUUUCUCAUAAUGAAUGAUAUAUUGGAUUUGUCAUUCCUAAGACUCAAGACUUUAAAUGUUCAAAUUUCUAACAUCCGAAUAAACAUGUUUACUAUGAUG
Messenger RNA from Amblyraja radiata (thorny skate), 2430 nucleotides. It is a transcript of the gene tmem121aa, whose product is annotated as transmembrane protein 121Aa. The coding region runs from base 1055 to 1993 and encodes 312 amino acids. The transcript is spliced from 2 exons. The record is from RefSeq and is a predicted model, not a curated record. NCBI's taxonomy places the organism in Eukaryota, Metazoa, Chordata, Chondrichthyes, Rajiformes, Rajidae.